CACUAGCUAGCAGCCUGGGCAGACGCCGCUGCCGCUUGCUCGCGACAGCAAGCACUUUAGUACGCACCACUGCGCGUAAUAGCAAGCCUCCAUAUACCUGAAAGACUGAGGGACAAGCAUCUGCUGCGCAGUGCCGCCCCGCAAAAACAGGCUGAGGACGUCGCCGGCGCCGCUUUACGCCGCGCGCGCAUAAGGAGCAGGAGCCGCCGUCGCCGCGAGACCACGAAGAAGAAACCAUGUCCGGCUCCCUCCUCGAAAGCGCGAGAAGCGCCCUCGAGGAGAUCGAGGCCCUCGAGGUCUUGGCGGUAGACACGCUCGGCCAGAAACCGUCUGGAGCGAAGGCGUCGAUGGAGCAGCAAGGAACAUUAAAAAAUGUGGUCGAGGGCAUGACCGCCGCCGCGUCGACCUUAGGUGCGUUACACGAUGAUAUUGGAGGCACGUUCGGAGGAGAGGUCGCGAAGAUGAGAGGUGUUGGUGUUUUUACGAACUUUUACGGCGCGCUCAAGGAGACGCGGGAGUACUACGCGCGGCACGGCGCCACGGCGGCGAUCGGCCAGCAGCAGGCCUCAAGUCAAGCGGCUGUAGCUCGUGCGAAACGAGUAGAAACAAAAUUCAGCGGCGAGGAGACGUGGGGCAAGUAUUUGGAUCUCAGCGCGAGGCAUCGGGAGUUCUGCAAUUUACCGAAUGCGCCCGUGGAUCUCGACUAUGUGACUUAUUUGAGGCAUCUCGGGUCGAAGCCUUUUUCCACCCAUGUCGCGGAAAGCAAGAAGACGCACGGCGGGUAUGUGCGCUACGCGGCGGCGAUGGAUGCUUACUUGACGGACUUCUGGGCGCGGACGCAGCCGCUCGUGCCUCUAGAACCGUUGUUGGCCGAACCCUUACGGGCCUUUGAAAAGUCCUACGCGGAAAAGAAUCAGACGAAUGGUGAAGCGCUGGACCUGCGGACGUUUCGGACCGUAGAAUCUUUAGAAGCUCUGGGCUUAGAUCGACUGAAACGGGCCCUCCAAGCCCUCGGGAUGAAGUGCGGCGGCGACGUCAAGGCGCGGGCAGCGAGGUUGUUUUCGGUAAGAGGCGUGCCCGUCGACAAGAUCGAUGCGAAGUUGAAAACGAAGAAGCGAGCGAGGGAGGAACCAACCGUUGAUCGGAAGUACCGCACGCUGCUGAACGACGCUAGAGUAGACGCGUUGUUGGACCAUCUGCGACCUGUCCUAGAUGCGACCACGCGACGAGCGGAGAGGAAACUCACUAGAACCAAAGAUGAAAUCGACGCCGAGGCCCGGGACGAGGAGUUCGGCAUCGUGCAGGCGGCGCCCGAAGAAGAGGAAUCUGAUGAUGAAGACCCGCUCGAUGCUCCCUUAUAUAACCCGAAGAACCUGCCGCUCGGCUGGGACGGCCGGCCCAUCCCCUACUGGCUCUACAAAUUGCACGGCCUCGACCAGGAGUUCAAGUGCGAGAUCUGCGGCGACGCGUCGUACUGGGGCCGGCGGGCCUUCGACCAGCAUUUUAACGAAUGGCGCCACUCGCACGGCAUGCGCUGCCUGCGCAUCCCGAACAGCGCGCACUUCCACGGCGUCACGAAGAUGGACGACGCCGUCGCGCUCUGGGAGCAGCUGCAAGAGAGGCACGAGGCCGAGGCCUUCAAGGCGGAGCGCGACGAGGAGUACGAGGAUAGCGACGGCAACGUGCUGAACCGAGCGACGUACGAGGACCUCGCGCGCCAGGGGAUGCUUUAAGUUAGACCUAUUUU
Pelagomonas calceolata is the source of this 1747-nucleotide messenger RNA. NCBI's taxonomy places the organism in Eukaryota, Pelagophyceae, Pelagomonadales, Pelagomonadaceae. The record is from the annotation of a GenBank genome assembly.